Molecule: messenger RNA, 1563 nt
Organism: Polypterus senegalus (gray bichir)
Lineage: Eukaryota; Metazoa; Chordata; Cladistia; Polypteriformes; Polypteridae
Product: sulfotransferase 1C2-like
Exons: 9
Coding region: 290-1249 (319 amino acids)
Biological process (GO): sulfation
Cellular component (GO): cytoplasm
Molecular function (GO): sulfotransferase activity
Source: RefSeq, a predicted model, not a curated record
GCGGUGCUUAGGGCUCGAUGCGUCGCAAGUGGCCAAUGGCAGGUUGAGAGAGCGAGUGAGUGAGUGAAUGAGUGUGUGUGAGAGAGAGAGAGAGCGAACACACUAGAAAAAGAGAGAGAGAGAGAGCGAACAGCGGUCUACGUCUGCCUGAUUCCGCCUGCCAGGUGCCCGAGGCUGCUGCGUUCGUCGGACUGAGCGGCUCGUCUGUGUCCAUGUUGGUGGUCCGUGCAGGACGCCCCUGAUUAGACUGACUGUGCAGUUCACACUGAGCCGCCUGCCUUUGCCAAGCAUGUCUCUCUCGAGCUUCCCUGGACGUGACCUUGCCUCGGCUGGGCUGGAGAUGAACGCUCCUGCUCUGGACGCGGAAGUUCUCAAGCACCUUCGGUCAGGGCUGACGGAUCUGCAAGGUGUGCCAAUGACCCUGCCUGUGACACACAGGUGGGAUGAUAUCGAGAACUUCAGUGCCCACCCUGAUGACCUGCUCAUAGCCACGUACCCCAAGUCAGGAACCACAUGGAUGGUGGAGAUUGUGGACAGCAUUCGAAACGAGGGCAUCUCCCAGGAGAUGCGAAGCAUACCCAGCAUGAUAAGGGCGCCUUUCCUGGAGAUGAAUCCUCCGGCUCCCUUUCCAUCUGGUCUUGACAUCCUGAAGACGAUGCCAGCUCCCAGGAUGGUGAAGACUCAUCUGCCGUUUCAGCUGGUACCGCAGUCCUUCUGGGACAACAACUGCAAGGCUAUUUACAUUGCACGCAAUGCCAAGGAUGUCCUCAUCUCCUACUACUACUUCCACAAGAUGAACACUGGCAUGCCCGAGCCUGGCACCUGGCAUGAGUUUUUUGACAACUUCCUGUCUGGAAAGGUGUCAUGGGGCUCCUGGUUCGAUCAUGUGACUGGCUGGUGGGACGUCCGUGAGAGCCACUGCAUCCACUAUGUCUUCUACGAGGACCUGAAGCAGGACCCCAUAAAGGAAAUCAAGAAGGUGGCGCUCUUCCUGGGCAAGACGCUCAACAAAGAGUUGCUGGACACCAUCCUUGAACACACCUCCUUCAAUAAGAUGAAGGACAACCCCAUGACCAACUUCAGCACGGUGCCACCGUUUGUCUUCAAGCACGACAUCUCACCCUUUAUGAGGAAAGGAACUGUGGGGGACUGGAAGCUGCACCUGACCGUGGCGGAGAACGAGAGAUUUGACGAGGAGUACCAACGGCGCAUGGCUGCCACCUCCCUGACCUUCAGGACUGAGCUCUGAGUGGCCGUCCUCCAUUCACCUUUGACAGAUGCGAGCUCCCCAUGUGGCCACUAGGGGGCAGUUUUCCCACGGUGUAUAUUAGGUAUUAUGAUUAUGUGUAUUUUGUAUCUUUGCAUUUUUUUAAUAUUUGUUACUAAUUAUUAAGUAAAGAAAAGCACUGACCCAAACUGACUUCCAGCCUGCUCUUGAAAGUGGUGGCCAGCUUCUGCUCAGAUGACACCCCUGCAUUUUGAGCCCCCGUGGAGAUGGCCGUCUUCCUUUGCUUUGGGUAAGCAGAUUGUGGUCAUCGUCCGAUGUCUGCAGUGACAGGUCCA